UUCGUCGCCGGCCGCGUUGCGUGAGCGUCUGUCACAGCGCGCUCGCGCGCCGUCCUGUGACGACGAGCGCUCCGUGGACGACUGCGACGACGCCAUGUCGCGCGAAGUGGAGCUGGAACGGCCGGCCCGGGUCGAGCAGCCGCGGGAACGCGUGUUGCAGAAGCCAGCAGCGUCCAACGGUCCCGAACUCGGCGGCGACGACGAGGAAGAGGUGUUGCUGGAGAAAGAGGAGCAGUGCGUCUGUCAGAUCUGCACGUGCGGGAAACACCGCUGUCGUUCUGCCUCAACCGGCUUCUUCGCUAACGAUGCACAGGAAACUCUGCAACAAAGAGCACGCACAAGCUGUGAAAAAGAAGCCGGAAGGAGGCAGUGGGAAGUAUCACCCGACACUGUACGCCAGAUUUCGAAAUCUUAUCGCAGCAUCGAGCGUCAAGAUGACGCAAGCGAAACGACGACCGUCUGCGAGCAGAGAAUCAAAAACCACGAGCGUGCCUCCGAAAGCAAAGUCUUCCAUUCAGACGCCAUCGCAACGGGAGGAAGGGGUCUCGGCCAUGAAGGCAGAGCCCAGACUGGCGGAGGGGUCGUGGACGGGCUCUCCUACGAACAGGCAGUUAUGCGCGAAGAUGUUGCGGCCACCCAUCUCGUCCAAAGUUCCGAAUUCGCAGCUCAUGAAGCGGAGGAGCGCACGAAACUGGAGACACGCCACUGCCACCACACCCACCAUCACCACGACCACCACGACCUGCACAGCUCAUCGGGGAGGGGGGAGGUCCAAGGCAGAGUAUCGUCGCUGUACCGUCCAAGAACGUCGCUGAGGCUCGAGGGUCCGGGCGAAUACAUUACCACCAGUUCUGACUACUUCUCGAAGAUCGACCAGAACCCAGUCUCGAGAGCAGAACAGUAUCGCUUGGAGCGGCAAGAUGUUGCUGCUGCUGCUACUGCUGCUGCUAGUACUGACGCUGCUACUGCUGCAGCUGCUGCUGCCGCUACUACAGCUGCUACUACUGCUGCUGCUGCUACGGCUGAUACUGAUGCUGCUACUGCCAGAUCCGGUUUGCGGCACUACCCACUGACUCGGCCACAGACCAGCUUGCGAACUGGCGGCAAGACUCACUACUCUACCACCACUGGCGAAGACUUCAAGCACCGGGAACAGACUGAUAAGGUUACUAGGAGGCUGCGACCACGAAAGUUCGACGAUCCAUCUUACGACAGCUUGCACGCGGACGUAGAAACGGACGUCAAGAAGAGGCGUACCGAAAUGGAAGCCGAGGACCAAGCUUCAGCGGAUGCCGUCCAAGAGGAAAGAGAAAGAAAAGCCAUAGAUGAAGUCGCUCAUGGCCGCGAGUUUCGGGAGGACAGGGGAAAAGCAGCCACACAAGAAGUCUUUCAAGGCCACCAAUUUAGAGGGAAGGAAGCAAUUUCGACGGAAGCGCAAGCGUUGGGAGAAGCGCACCUCGAAGCACGUCACGAUCAUCGGGCAACAUCAACUUAUGAGGAAGCGCGUGACGAAUUCGAGGCUCCUCUUUAUCAAGACGCGGAGAGACCGAGGCCAGUCGACCGGCCAUCGACAAUGGCGAACGCGGAGGCGUACUAUCGUCCCGAAAUGUCCAUCCCGUUCUACCCCAAAGACAACCUUGCGGUGUCGUCGGGUCAGAUGGAUCUACGCACGACGAACGACCUAGAAUUCUACAAGAAAAAGAUGGAACGAGUCAGGCCUGUCAAGCCCAAGUCCCUGUCAAAGUUGUUUGGCAGCAACGGAAGCUCGUCCGAAGGAGAUACCCAAAUGGCAGCCUCGCGCCGCCUCAAGGAACACAGUGUUGGAAAGAGCUCGAGAGUGGGUCAGAAUUACAGGGUGGAAAAGUUACAAGCAGCCGGGCUUAGCUCCACUUACGAAGACUCUAAGAUGCACUUGGGUGCUAACAAUGUACUCAUAAAGCGGAGGUCCAAGGGCCAAAGAAAAGCCCACUUUGAGGACGAUAGCGUGAGGUGGGAAGGUCCCGGCACGUACUCAACGACGACUAAAGACUCGUACAAGAAGCCCGAAAGUACGCAUGCGAAUGUCGCUCUGUGCAGGAGGCCACAGAGCCACGACGUCUUCCACAGGUUUACGCAAACAGGAGAUGAGUUACGAAGAAUUAAGGGGAAGAAGAAAGACGCCGAUGAAAUUACCAUGUUUGGCCGAAAGGAUUCCGCAGAGCUGAUUGCCGAAAUACAGGGUCUUUUGGGCGCAAGCGGAAGCAGGCGCUCUGAAAACAAAGCAACCAAACAAGACGCAUCUGCACGCAAAAAGGGUGGUGUAGAGUCGACAUCAAAGAAAGAACGCGCUGUUCAAGCAGUGCAAGCGGACAGUUGUAAAGAAUCGCGGCAAGGAGCGCACGAGCGUCAAAAAGGACAGGAUAAGGUUAAAGGAGCUAAGAAACAUGGACAUCAGAAAGCCCAUUUUGCUGAGCAGGAACCUAUCGUUGCGAAUGGAGAAAGUACAGCGGCACUCAAGAAAAGGAGCGCAGAAAUUUCAGUGGAUCAGCGCAAAACUGAAAUGCGGAUCAGAGAAGUUAGCGCCGGACAGCAAGAGUAUCUUGAGUCUGCUGCGACCGCGAGGAAUUUGGAGGCCGUGCACCAAAUACGAGCGAAGACAGAACACGACGUUCAUAGGAGUGAAGAGAUCAUUGUGGAAGGUAACGAAGCACAGGGCUACUUUGGUCAGGGUGCCUUGAGUUCUGAAGCUCAGCUGCAGACCAGGAAAAGUGCCGAGACGGCCGUUGAGUGUAGGCAGGAGGCUUCGCGUGCCUGUCCGCAUGUGAGCAGCGCAAACCGUGAGAGGCUUCGCUUCUCUACGACUACAUCGGACAGCUUCAAGGACGUUAGCGAAAAGAUACAGCCCGCAAAGCCUUUUUAUCCUAAGCCAAAUCUCGCGCCCGAAGGAAGCAUGAGCUUUGAAACAGUCCACCACGGAGAGUUCACUCCCAAGACAGUCGACGAAAUGCCGACGCCGGUCAGGCCUGUGUCGACGCUCAAGCUGAGCGAUGACACCUCCUACGUGACCAGAAAUGAAGACAAAAUUGGCUACUCCAAGACGGCUCCUUUCGUUGGCGGAACAAGGUACUCUGUAAGGAAACCGGAGUCCACGCUUGUACUCGGCCAGGACUCCGCAGACUACAAAACGACUUCGCAGCUCGAGUACAAGGCACUCGAGGCCCACGAACUAGAGGACAUCUACAAGAAGGCUGUCAAGGUUAGGCGGGACAGACACAGGACGUACAUACGAGGACAGCACGCCGGAGCUGCAGGGUUGCCAACAGGCGGGGCGCAGCAACAACGCCGUCGUACUUCCUCAGGCAUCGAGGAAGUGACGACGACGUCGCGGGAGGCCUUCAAGCCAGUGACCGUUGAGCGGCCCCAGCCGUAUAGGCCGCAGAGCUGCCUCAAGGUGCGAAGCGCAGAAGACUCUUACGCCGAAAUCUCGACGACGAUGAGGGACACGUUUAGGCGUGUCACGCCCACGGCAAGAGUCAAGCCCAUCAAGCGCGAGGCAUCUCUGAAGAAGCUCGGCGACGACACCGACUACACGCCCAGAAAGACGACUACCGGUGAGGCCUACAGCGAAGUGAAAAUCCCGCCGAAGCCUGUGGCCUACCGCCCCACGGACAACUUGAAGGUGACCGGAGGGAUGACGUUCUCGACUACGACUCAGGAAUCGUACGCCUCGCGGUCGAGCCUGCAGCGUAACGCUACCGAGUUCGUCGAACGCGCCAAGCCGAUCAAGAGAGACGCAGUCGCCAAGGACAUCAUCUUCCCGGUUGACUCUUCGGGCACACUCGUCCAAGGAGGCGCGGACUACUGUUCUAUUUGCAAGGCAGAAGAGUCGGCUGGAGUGCUGCGGUCUCUGGAGAACACGAGUUCUUAUGCGCGCAUCAGCAAAGCCCCGCGCGAGAGACCGCGGACGCACCAGAAAGUGGGAGGAGGCGCGUUCGAACACACAACCACGUCCAUGGCUGAGUACCAGGACCCGAGGACUCAGUCGUGGAAGCAGCGCCCGAUGGCCACUGGCCGCCUGGUGCGAACUGCGAGCGCCGAAUGCCCGGCCGCGUUCCUGAACACGGACAGGUCGGAGUACGUCUUCAAGGAGGUCGUCGGCAGCCACAAGUUCUACCUUCCCGCUGUGCAAUGAUAUGUGGGCCGGUGCCUGCUGGAGAAGUUUUAAACUGGGCGCCCCGUAGCAAUGUCUUGGAAAGUUGUCAUCAGGAGGAAUGAUGCACUCAGGGGUAACGUUCAAUGACAUGUGUACCAAACGGCGUUGUGUUUACGAGAGACAAGUGCUUUGCGUGUCCUCCAAGACCCACAGCGAAGCUCACGCAUGGAGAGCGCGCAGAGCUGAAACACCAAUAUAAUUUUCAGUGCAUGCUUGGCGCCAGCUUCGCACAAAUUGGUAAACACGUGGGCUGACAGUGAUCGGUAGAUGAUUUACUUAUGCUAUGUUCAGACGGAUUCUUAUGAAGUUUCCUUAUGCGACAGGCAUGGUCACUCUUAGUUUCUGUGCUAAGCCGGGUAAUUAUGGGGAUGACAAGCAAUUGCGUUUGUUUAGAAGCCGUUCAUCUAAUGUUCAUUUGGGCCUUUUUUCAAGCUCAAAUAGGAUAUGCACUGUGUGUGUUCGUUAUGGUUCAAUUAAAAUCUGAUCACUCAUGAGAGUUUAGGCAUAUCUCUAACGAACAUUGUCGCUUCCAAGCUAAAAAUGUUACUUGCGAAUUACAAUUUCUUUUGGUGGCGAAAAAGAAAAAUGAAAGACGACGGGGGUUUGCGCAUUGCAUUGAACUUAUCGUAAAAACAUUGAUGGAUACUUAUUGCUCUCUCGUAAGGUUUCUGACAAGACAAUCAGUUAAUGUUUUGCUGUUGGUCUAUCUGCAUCACAAUAAUGCGGUGACUUUUAGUCGGGGUCCCAAUCACGAUUACAUGGGCUCGUAAGCCUCGUCUGAUUUCUCGCCGUGAAUGAAAUCAUGAUGGAGGGCUUUUUUUCGGUGAGUGCUCGAGGAUGCAUCAGCACUUCAGAACACACCUCGCUGUGUUCCCCCAAGUGCUCUAAUCCUCCGACCGCAACUCAGUUUAAAAGUUUACUCGCGUAUCAAACUUAGACGUUAGAUAACCGAUUUUGCAAAAGGAAAUAAUUAGGCAAUGCGAAUAAAACAGUUGAAUAACUGGGAGGUUAUGGCAGGAAAGUAUUGGUUCUUUUGGCACUUAUCAAGUUCUUUGAUCUUAUCAAGUUACUUUGACCAAAUUGACAACGCAGAAGAUAAUAAUAAGAACGAAUACCAGGUUAACCUUACGGUAAGCUACGAUUUUGAUGGAAUGAACGGCGGAAAGUGUUUACCCAGGAUAUGGUAUCCACUGAAGGAACGAAGAGAAAUGUAACUAGCAGUUGCAUGCACAUCGCUUGAAUAACGCACGCUAACUUUGCCGGCAUAGGUUUUUAUUACGAGUAUAGCUUCCAAUAAAUGCUGCUUCGCGCUAUUAUUCGUUCUCGCUUCACUCUUUUCGAGCAUAUUUAGUGUCGUUUUAGCAGAAAUUACGCCAGGAAAACGUAAUAAGCGAAUAAAAUAAGCUACUUUUCAUGAUGCCUAUGGAUAAAAUUGGCUUUUUUUUGUUUAUACCACUGGUGAUGUCUAUAUAUUUGCAUGUGUUACAUGUGUCACGUGUGCCACAUGUGUCACGGGUGACCAAUGGUGACAGCACAAUGGAAGAAGCGUCAGCCUGUGGCCAACGUUUUGACAACAGGACUUUCCAGGCUGAUACGUCCCUUGUUCGGCGUUGUUCGGCGACUAUAGAUCACUUCUUGCAUCCAUCUUCCUGUAAACCCAUUGUCACAAGUACUACAUGUGUGAAGGUGCAUCGGUCAUGGUAUAGAACAGCCUGAAAGCCUCCGAUGAUUUGAAGCAAAGGUCAUUAUUGAACCUGCUUCCACUUACGUAUAAUCAUUACGAUGUAGUAAUGAACGCAAGAAUGGUGAAAAUAAAACAACCGUUUUCAAAAGA
Molecule: messenger RNA, 6026 nt
Organism: Dermacentor silvarum
Lineage: Eukaryota; Metazoa; Arthropoda; Arachnida; Ixodida; Ixodidae
Exons: 3
Coding region: 95-4171 (1358 amino acids)
Biological process (GO): microtubule anchoring
Cellular component (GO): centriole; axonemal microtubule; ciliary basal body
Molecular function (GO): microtubule binding
Source: RefSeq, a predicted model, not a curated record